AUGGCAGACACGCAGAAUUAUCCUCCACGGGUCUGUCGCAUCUGCCUAGAAACCGUGCUGCCCACUUUUCAACCUUCAGAAUUUCUCCAGAAGCCUCGAGUGGUUUAUGAAUCCUCCGAUCCGGAAUCUGGUCGUUUGUUAAGUCCUUGCCAAUGCAAAGGCUCCUCGCGUUAUGUCCACGAGGGUUGCCUGCAGUCAUGGCGCCAUGCCGACCCCAAAUAUGGGACAAGAAACUUCUGGGAAUGUCCUACCUGUGGCUUCCAGUAUCGUCUCGAGCGUCUAACCUGGGCAAGUUGGAUCAGUAGCACUACUGCCCAAUUAACUCUCACCAUCGGCAUUCUUUUGUUAACCGUAUUCCUGCUUGGAUUCAUUGCUGACCCCAUCAUCGAGUUUUACCUGGGCCCUGUGGAAGUCUACACUGAAUUGGUGGAGGAAGAUGCAUCCUGGCUGGAACACUUCCUCAAGGGACUGGCAUCUUUGGGCCUCUUGUCCUUUCUGAAGGCAAUAUUUGCGCUGUCGCCUUUCCCUUGGAACCUACGAUCUGUGGCAUCAGGUCGCAAUUCAAGCCGUAAUCGGGCCGCCCAGUUGAACUGGCUAAUGAUUAUCGUUGGCAUUGGGACUUUCCUUUGGGCUGUUUACAAAGGAGUUCGCUCAUGGAGUAGACGCACUUUAGAAAGGGCUGGCGAACGAGUCAUGGACGUAUCACUCCCAGGGGAUGAGAGUGACCCAGCUGUCCCACCAGGUGAAGGUCACUCUGGAGUCAAGACAGACUAG
This is a messenger RNA of Penicillium bovifimosum, 774 nucleotides long. Its product is annotated as E3 ubiquitin-protein ligase MARCH. Lineage: Eukaryota; Fungi; Ascomycota; Eurotiomycetes; Eurotiales; Aspergillaceae. The transcript is spliced from 2 exons. Bases 1 to 774 code for a protein of 257 amino acids. Gene Ontology annotation, molecular function: zinc ion binding. The record is from RefSeq and is a predicted model, not a curated record.